AUGUCAAAUGAUUCCGUGGCCGCUGCCCCGGCGGUUGCGAGCCCGACGGCCCCCGGAGAGCGCAAGCCCAUCCACGCCCUCGUCCUCGAUACCGGCCCGUUGAUCAAGAACGACCCUCCCGUCAGCACCCUCCUCGCCCAGGCCGACGAGCUGUACAUGCUCCCCUCCAUCAUCGACGAAAUCCGCGACGUCAACACCCGCACCCGAGUCGAGACCACCCUCAUGCCCUUCGUCAAGAUCCGCAGCCCCCGCCCCGACAGCAUCAAGUUUGUUUCCAACUUUGCCCGCCGCUCCGGCGACCUCGAGGUUCUCAGCAGGCCCGAUUUGCACCUGCUUGCCCUGACCUACGAGCUCGAGCUCGAGAAGAACGGAGGCGACCAGAGACUGAGGAAAGAGCCGGGCCAGCGCGUCGACGACACCAGCACAAAUGCGCCGGCAAGCAGCAGCGAGGCCCCGGAAGCGAAGCCCGAGGCUGGUGCCGAGGUCGAGUCCCAAGAGGGGCCUUCCACCGAAGGCGACGCCGUUGCCGAGCCGGCCCAGCCAUCCGAGGGCAUCUCCCUUGAACAGAGCGCCGAAGCGACGCAGCGCGAAAACCAGCAGAAUGCGACGGCGGAAGCCUCGUCGUCGGAUGCAGCGGAUGCGGAUGUGGAUGUGGAUGCGGCGGCGGCGGCGGCAGAGAUUACACAAGACAUGAGCAAGCUCGAGGUGGACGACAAGACAACGUCCGAGCCCGUCAUCUCCAGUGUCGCCGACGCCAACGAGGCGCAGGGUGAAGGUUCAGACUCGGAGGACGGCUGGAUCACGCCGUCCAACGUCAAGAAGCACAAGGAGAAGGACAGCAAGCUGCUCCAGCCGACGGCCCCCGCCAUCGAUGUCAAGGUCGGCAUCCUCACCUCCGAUUACGCCAUGCAAAACGUCGCCCUGAGGAUCGGCCUCAACCUGUUGUCGCCGUCCAUGGCUCGCAUCACCCAGCUCAAGACCUGGGUGCUGCGAUGCCACGGGUGCUUCCAGGUCUGCAAGAAGAUGGACAGACAGUUCUGCCCUAGCUGCGGGCAGGCCACCCUGACCCGCACAUCGUGCACGACGGAGGAGGAUGGCACCUUCAAGAUCCACCUGAAGCGCAACUUCCAGUGGAACAAGAGAGGCAACGUCUUCAGCAUCCCCAAGCCCGUGGCCGGCACGGCCAGCGGCAAGCUUGCCAAGCACGCCGGAGGUAAGAACAACUGGGGCACGAACCUCAUCUUUGCAGAGGACCAGAAGGAGUACGAGAAGGCCGUGGGCGAAAACCAGCGCGCUCGGCGGAGGGACCUCAUGGACGAGGACUACUUGCCGAGCAUUCUUACCGGUGACCGGCAAAGUGCCAACGGAAAGGUCAGGCUGGGUCCGGGUAGAAAUAUCAACGGACGUAAGAGGAGAUAA
Molecule: messenger RNA, 1419 nt
Organism: Colletotrichum higginsianum IMI 349063
Lineage: Eukaryota; Fungi; Ascomycota; Sordariomycetes; Glomerellales; Glomerellaceae
Product: 20s-pre-rrna d-site endonuclease nob1
Exons: 1
Coding region: 1-1419 (472 amino acids)
Biological process (GO): ribosomal small subunit biogenesis; maturation of SSU-rRNA
Cellular component (GO): preribosome, small subunit precursor
Molecular function (GO): RNA endonuclease activity
Source: RefSeq, a predicted model, not a curated record